Messenger RNA from Asterias rubens (European starfish), 985 nucleotides. RefSeq names its product homeobox protein Hox-B4-like. Gene Ontology annotation, cellular component: nucleus. Gene Ontology annotation, molecular function: RNA polymerase II cis-regulatory region sequence-specific DNA binding; DNA-binding transcription factor activity, RNA polymerase II-specific. The transcript is spliced from 2 exons. Bases 1 to 831 code for a protein of 276 amino acids. Gene Ontology annotation, biological process: anterior/posterior pattern specification; regulation of transcription by RNA polymerase II. The record is from RefSeq and is a predicted model, not a curated record. Lineage: Eukaryota; Metazoa; Echinodermata; Asteroidea; Forcipulatida; Asteriidae.
AUGACUGCCACUGCAACAGCUUGCGGCGUCGAUCCCAAAUUUCCCCCGUUGGAGGAGUACGCACAGUCCAGUUACAUUCCAACAAACGGCUGUUAUAAUGCGGGCUCACACUUCUCAAACGAUAACCACAGAUUCGCUGAAACCAAUUCCUCCACCGGUAUCGCCUCCUCGCAGUUCCAUCUGGACUACGAGAAAUACCGGGCAAACUUCACCGAGUGCGACCAGAACCGAACUGCCGGGAACUUAUCGCAUAACUUCAGCAGUUUCACGGCGGCUCUGGCAGGCGAGGGGAACACGGAUACCUGGGGAGAGUACCAAACUACCGGGGACAGAGACAAUGGCUGGACGAAUAUUGGAACGAGUAGUCCCUGUUUGUAUAAACAAAGGGGAAGUGGAAAACUUAGUAGCAAUACUCAAAUGCCAGCACAGCAGUUACCGUUAUACCCAUGGAUGAAGAGGAUACACGUCAAUCCGGCGGUCGGCAGUCGCUUAACUGCGUCCGGUAUGGACAGCAAGCGAACCCGGACUUCCUAUACUCGUCAGCAGUUACUCGAGCUAGAGAAAGAGUUCCACUUCAAUCGGUACCUUACCCGUAGGAGACGCAUCGAGAUCGCCCAGUCACUCGGUCUCUCGGAGAGGCAGAUUAAGAUCUGGUUUCAGAACCGACGGAUGAAGUGGAAGAAGGACCACAACCUACCGAACACCAAGCCGCGAGCCGGUACCACCACCCAUGCCGGUACACGCCCAGCUGGCCCGGCAAACUUCGAAGCUAACCCGGUAGUGGACAUCAAGCAAGACACACCCGAGAGCAUGAGCAGCGACUCAUCGUGACUUUGGCUAGGUGUCGUUUCCGGUAUUUUACUGUCGUGUUUUGUCAUUUGACAGAAUCAUAAUAAUUGUAGUUUAAUUUUAUGAAAUGGACGUAUUGGACAUUAUCUUCAAUAACGUCAUCGUGUUAUUUUACGAUUUGGUUUUUAGGGUUGAU